UGAAUUUUGUUAUUUCACUCCUUCUUUUCUUGAAAGAAGAGAAUUCUUCAGUAGGGAAAUAACUGCCAUGUCAGUUAACGGCAUCUUAAACGCAUUUUGUAUUGCAUCAGGAAUUUUGUUCGCGUCAAAGCUAUGUUCGUCGGUUGCCGGUGUCGUUUCGGACGAAGACUGUUUAUCACGAGGACGGAACUGUACUUGGUGCUUAAGCGAUGGAAACUGUGGGUUUUGCGAUCGAUGCGGAGAUCAUUGUCAUAAACCAGGGGCGAUUCAUUCACUGGAAAACUGUACGAACUGUGCGUCUUGUAUUCCGGGAAACCUCGCUGGAUCAAAAAAUAAAGGACAUGAAUGUCGCGCGGAAUGGUGAGUAUUUUACAGCAUAACAAACGGACGAGUCUCCCUUCGCUUGGCUUCUAGAUCAAGAUAAAUAAAGUUACCCUCAUGCCCCAUAUCUAUUUCACGCGGUACUAGAAUGUCGUUUAUGGGCUUUUUUAUAGUCAUUGCAAAUGAAAUAUCAUGAUGUUAUUGACAAGCUUUCGUAUGAAAAGAUGGCGUGUUCUUUUCACAAUAAGGCCUUUCGCCUUUACCCGUCAAUGUGCGAUUUUUAAAUUGUCCUCCAGAAGUUAAAAGAUAAUUUUAGAGCUCUCUCUUUCACAAUUUUUAAGUAACAUUCCUUUAGCUCCGAAAAAAAGGCUGCUUCAGUUUAGUCAGUUUACAUGACCGAUUUUGUAUCGGUUUUGACAGACAUUUAUCAACAAAGGCAAUUCGAUUUACUAUCGUUAUAUUUCAUUGCUGCGAGAGUUCAUCUCAACAAACCCGUCGUCCCUUGUUGAUUUUUUUUUAUGAAAAUAACUUUGUGUAAUUAUUCAAAAUUGGAAGGUUUCAUUUUCGCCCGUCUUUCAAGGAAGGGAAAUUAUUAUUAUCAUGAACGUCAUGAUUUCAUUGAAAAGGGAAAUUAUACUGAAAAACCUUCGUUCAAAAGGAGAGGCCCCAGUCUGCAUUAUCGCGGACACCUCCCCCACUGGGCAGAAUAAAUUGUUGCUUCACUCCAGAUGAUUUGUGGGUACUCUAGUCUUUUUAAAAAAAUUCUCGAGAGGAUAUGAAAUGGUUUAAAAUGGAAGUACUUUUCAUGGGUUGGAGCUCAUCACCCAUUUGGUUUUAAUUGAAGAGACUGGGGCAUUGUAAUUAUGAAUUGAUUGGUAAUAUUUCUGAAGAUUAAUGUGCCGCCAUCUUAUAACUGCACAAGAAAGUGUUUUAUUACCUCUUGCAAAUAUUGGGGGGCUAGGUUUGGGUGGUAAACACAGGAACAAUCACAUGGCAGACGCGGAUAUAGGAUGAAUAGUGCCGAAGGCACAAGCUUCUAGGGGGGUCUGGGGGAAAUUUUUCGGAUUUUAACUCCCUAAACCCUUUACUGAAUUUCUGAGUUGCGGUAGACUAGUUUGUUAGUAUGACAGCGACAAGUCGGAUUUUCUUGCUGAAAGGACCGAGAGCCUGAGCUUACUACCCUAUCCCCCUUGCUAAUUUCCACCAAUCAGAAUUGUUAAUACUUUUAACCAGGUAUUAUUACGAAAAAUGUCCUGAAGUUGUCAGCGAACAGAAGACAGUAUACGUGGAAAUAGCUCUUUAUCUUAUAAAUCUCCAUUCAGUGGAUCUGAAGGCUGGAACCUUUCAUGCAGACUUCUAUCUGUACUUCAAAGGUAUGUAAAAAACGUUAUUGUAGAAGGCCCAUGGUUUGGCCAUCUUCCUGUUUUUCACUUUUAAUUGUUGAGAGGUGCCUCCUAGGCUUAUAAAAAUGACAUACUGUAAACCGUUGCUUACAAGCACUGAGGAAGCUCUCCGGGGCGCUUUAGCGGGAGGGCGGGAAAAGGAAGGAGAGCUUGCAACUACGUCUCUGGAAUUUGAAUUCCGCUUCCAAUUCCCUGUGGCUCCCCUUCGACUGAGCUGUCAAAUUUCCACCAAUCAGCACGAAGCGGAAAAGAGCGCGAAAAACACGGGCCAAGCGUUAUGACGUCAUUACUAAUGCCAUCUCCGCCAAUCAGCAUUUCGCAUGGACUUUUUCGAUGCAGAAUCAAAUUCUAGAGACGUGCAAGCUGUACCUCCUUUUCCCGCCCCGCUGCCAGAGUACCCCGCAGGGCUUGCUCGCAGGUUCGCAGGCUACCUGACUGGUUUGUGAGCUAGGAACUGUGCUUCUAUUCAAUAGGUUUUGGAAAGUUAUCAGGCCUUCCGAGAAACGAGAAACAAAACAUUGCGGACUUACAUAUUUUUGAGUCAACUUAACGUGAUCACUUAUCACUUUUGAAUUAGUACGUUUGUCAUAACCAGUAACGGUCAGUUUUUAAAAUGUAUGUUAACCAGCAUACGAAACUCCAAAUCCAACUUUACAGUGUCUGGAUAUUCGAUCGAAUGAAACGCUUCUUGUGUCAGUCUUAUCUAUCGCAUUAGCAUACUACCUAUCAGAUAUUCGCAACAUGUAAUAACGCCCAGCAGAUAUCUUUCCAAGAUAUCCAGAGGUUAUCUGACGCUUGACUCUUUUUUUAGUUCCUGAAGGACAGACCAUGUAUACAAAACAAAAAUGUCAUGAUGGCCUUAAAGGAGCUUGCUUUGAACUGGUUAAUGCUGCAGGACAAGCAGAGGUUAGCAAAUCAACUAAAAAGUAACUCACUAUCAGUAAAAGACAGUUAGCACUUGCCCAAGUCGACGACAAAAUUUAUUGAGACCUCUCCCCCAUCCCUUCACACAAAUUUGGGUUGUUUGAUUUGUUCCUACGGGCAGCCUGAACGCGUCAAAACAUUAUUUAAAGGGAUCGAGGGGAGGAAAACCUUCACCUACCCUUUUGGAGUAGGCAGUGACAGCAAAGAGCGAACUGUCUCAACUAAUUUUGUCUCCAAUUACUCAUUAGCGUUUCAGUAAACGAUAUAGGUGUUAUUCGUAACGCAACCUUAGAUCACCGCUCAUUGACAUGACUUUUUUUGCAAAAACGGUUUUAUCUGGCUGAUUACAAAAAUUUUCGUAGCUUUGAACUUAUAAACAAGCUCCCCUUAAGUGUCAAGAGGGUGGGAGAUGGGAUGAAGUUCUGGCUACCAAAAAAGGCCUUUUUUAAUCUUUCUGUAAUAUUUCUAACUGCAGUUAAAUAUUGCAACUCAUUAUCAUCUAUGUUCGUCUAGGUAUCCAGUCACGAGGGCAAAUAUUUUAGAGUGAAAUCAGCUUUUAACUUUGCAGCAGAUCUUCAAGACUAUCCGUAAGUGGGGCGAUUAAAAUGUGCUGUUUCUGUUUUUCAAAACCUACACCGUAAUUUUUAGGGAGUUAUUAUAACUCCAAAAAUGGAGUAAAAAUUUUAGGUACAGGAUAACCCCAUUUUUGGGGUUAUUUUAACUCCUAAUUUAACUCCGAAUUUGGGGUCAUUUUUACUCCUGAAAAAGAGUUCUUUUUACUCCCAGUCUGGAGUUCAGAUUACUCCGAAAUGGGGUUACUUGUACUCCUUACAUGGGUUGUUUUUACUCUUUUUGGAGUUAAUUUAACUCUGAAAGUGGAGUAAAAAUUUUAGGUACAGGAUAACUCCUUUUUUGGGGUUGUUUUAACUCCUCAAUAUCUGGGGUCUCUUUUACUCCUGAAAAAGAGUUCUUUAAACUCCUUUUUGGAGUUAAAAUAACUCCACGAAAAAUAACUCCACUGUCAGGAGUUAAAUUAGCCCCACUAGAGGAGUUAUUAUAACUCCGUGAAAAUUACAGUGUAUGUUGGACAAACAAAGUUCUGAAUUUUUCAUUUUAUUUUUUCGUAGAUAUGAUAACCAGACCUUGAAAAUUGUCAUUCAAGACAUGGAAAUGACAGCAAAAGAACUCAGAUGGAAAGUAAUGAAGGUAAAACUUGAGUUCACGAAGUUGUACAAAAUGUUCGCCCCUCUGUCUCUACUCCAAACUGCGUCUCCGGUAUUAAACUUUAUUGUUUCCAGUUGUUCAAAAUACUUAGACUAACAAAGUCAUAUCUCUCCUAGCAAUACAUCUAAAAAUUAAUUACAUUGACCAGGGAUCUCAGGAAGCUGUCUUCAGCCUUUCUGGGGAGAUCCCCUCUAGUACAGAAACAGGCGCAGGACGCAUAAUGCGACGACCGCAACAAGACACAAGACAGUCCUACUGGGUGUGGGGAUUUUAAGAAGGGAAACAAAAAGCCGUUUCCAUUUAGUAGGGGGUGGCCCGAAAUUAAGAACGAAGUGAAAAAAGAAACGGCCCCUCUAUCUGGAACAUGCAAGGCUCAAACACGUGUCCGAAAUGUUACGCGGAUCAGAAUAAAAACGGAAAAAUUUACGCACUAUUUGUCAAGACGAAUUGAACUAGCAUCUUUCGGUAUCUGAGACAGAGAGCUUAGCAAGUACAAUAAUUCUUCCCUCCUUAAUUUCUACACCACGCCAACUGAAAGGAACACGCAUAACUGGCCAAGACGGAGAGAAUUUCUCUGAAAUGAAAACUGCCAAUGUUCCACUCUUAGACCGGCCUCACAUAUGUCAAAUUAGACUUUCUCAAAGUUCUUCGCUUCUCGUUUCCAGUCCCGGUAGUAGGCCCCGACGCUCCUCCUCUCUCGCUCGCUUUGCCACCGAAAACAUAAAAAAUUUCUAACUCGCGCUUGAGCACGAGAAAAGUUUUCAGCUCGACUUGUGGGCAAGUCUAGGGUCAAAUUAAAACGGGAAAGAAUCCGAGAAAGAAAUAAAACAACUGUACUGAAUGCUUCCGUUUGAUUUCAGCCUGCUGACUUCAGUGAUUUUAAGUUCCGCGGAGGAGUGUCUCCAACACUUAACUACACAGGAUGGCUGUUCGAUACCAAUUCUUGGUCACAAAUGGUUUAUGAAAGGUACGCGAACAUACAGCAAAAGUUCAUGAGGGCUCUACUCUCAAGUUUGAUUUCCUCCAUGUAGUCGUGUGAAUCACUUCUAUUCUGUUGGACAAUUGCAUCAUUCGAAAGGUUCUGAGGAUUAAAUGCUUACAUUGCUGGAACAUUGUUCCAACAGUUACAACGCUGUUCCAACAUUGUUACCAUAAAAAUCAUCCCUUGCUAAUCGUCAAGUGCGGACAUCACCUUAAAAUAUACAAUAACUUUCGUUCCUCCGUACGUAACAGAUGAGGCUAACUCUCACACCAUUUACUCAUUUCAGAUAUAACCCAUUUUUGGACCAGGGUGUGUCACGUUACGAGUUUCUCUUUCACAUGAGGAGACACAAACGAGCAGCAUUUUUCAAGAUAUUUUUACCUCCGUUGUUCAUAGCGCUAGUGGUAAGUACAAGUCAACGGAAAAUAGGCCUUUUGCAUUGGUUGAUCAAGUGAUCAACUUUCGGUAAAAACGAAACGGGGCAAUUGUAAACAUUUACACGUGCGCUGUUUGGCGCGUGGGGCACGUGCAAGUUUGAAAACAAAUGCAUGCAAUUACUCGCUUGUGCGUUAUAAAUAAAACGAAUAGAAAAACAUACGCGUAUCUUAAUAGAAAAAUUUACAAGGCGGAUAAUCAUGGAAUUAAUGAGAUUUUUCCUUUUUUUGUCAAGAAUAACUUUUUUCAUUUAUAGUUCACUUAUUCCGGAUUAACUUUCUAUUUUAUACGUAACCCCUUUCUCUUUGAAGGUAUGUUUUUCAUUUUCUAUUCCACCGAAUGACGCCUCCAUGAGACUUUGGAUUGAUGGGUGAGUCUUGAUUUCAUUUUUAUUGUACGUUAUAUUCCUAAUGACUGGUUAUAAAGACAUAAUCGUUUUCGCAGCGUGGGCUUGAAUCGUCUCCGUCGAAAUAAAAAUGGAGGGGUUUUUUUUGUAAAAUCGCAUUACGUAGGGACCCCGCAAAUCUUGUUGUUAUUGUUGUUGCUUUUGUUAGACUAUAUGAAGAUCACUUUACUGACAGACAUCAUGUAGUCAUUUGCAAGGGUUAAUUGUUUGAAAAUAUUUAUCGGUCUGUUCUUUUGGUUUUCAGUUCGCUAUUAGUUUCUGCCGUUAUGUUCCAUGCAAGUGUUAGUGAACAAACUCCAGAUACGCCGGUGAGUCUUGCCGUUUGACUUGUACAGCGUACCAACCUAGCUUGUCAGCUUAGCUAGAAAUCUAUAGUACAUGAAGAUUAUCCGCUUACGAAUCUAGCUGUGGCUGGUAAUAUUCAAUCAUUUUCGCAUCCAUAAAAAAAUAGGUCAUAUUGCUACACUGUAUUCUAAACGCUCCCUUUUUAUUUAAUCUUUUUUGCAGGAGUUAACAUUAGCUGAUCGAUUCAUGGUUGGAGUUUAUAGUUUUAUCUUCGCAUCGUUUAUAGUGACAAUAGUUAUGUUGAGACUUCAACGAGAAAACUAUUAUUACUUGGCAGAUAUUUUUUAUAGCUACACAGAAUGGCUGGUAAGCUGAAGUUAUUUUCUUUCCCUUGGAAGCGUAUUAACACUUUUGGCUCUGUUUGUGGUUGUAUGUGUGUUGUUUUUUCGUUUACCGUUUUCUUUUAACUUUUCAUCUGUAAAAUUAAUGCUACACAACUACGCAACUCUUCUACUCUCAGUAAUUGACAUUCAGGUCAAGGAAAUUUUGCGACCCUGUUCGACCCGCCGGUCUAGACCUCGCGCUAUACAUUCAUAACAUAUCAAAUGUUGAGAGAAUAUUGAGAGAAAAGGGCCAUUACACAUAGCGCAUUUUGCCUGAAAUAAGACUCGACUAAGCCCAGACACGUCUUAUCUAUGAAGAGCCCAUAACAUCUGUUCUUACGGAAGACGAAGACGACUUUGUAUAAACGACCUUUAGCUUCUGCUUUAUCUUAUGUCUGUUUUGUUGUUUUCCAGGUUUGGUUCACAGCACCUACAUUCUUUUUCUUCCUUUACUACAUGAACUUAUCUCUGUACCACGUGUUAUUGUAUGAACUACUAGCAGCUUUUUUGUCCCUCACACUAAACAAAUUUUUUUCCCGCCUCAAGUAAGUACAGAAACUGCAAGGCCAGGGGAAUGGAUACAAGCUUUCGGCGCAACGGGUUUUGGGAUCGUUUGGUGGACACGCGUUCGUUCUGAUUGGUUAAUUGUUUCCUUGAAUACCAUCGACCAAUCAUAACUAACUUUUGUCCACCCAAAUGAUUUAAGGAAUCACUGCACUCAAAGCUUGUACCCAUUCCCCUUAUAAUCUCAGUGGGGAACACGGCAGAGGACAAAGAGGAUAGUAAGCACGUGACUCUGCCUAGUCUCCUGUUCUUUGCACCCGGUGCAAAUUGACACUGGAUUGGCCAUGGUCAUGCUUUCCCGCGUAUUUUCGCCCCAGGCCGUAGACAUGUGCGUGUUUUUCCCGCGCUUAUCCUCUCUUGUUUUCCCGCUUGGCAAGAGUUCACCAUGUGAUUGUUAUUCGGUUACUGGAACAAUUUAAAAAUGAUACUUUCUCUUCAAAGGAAGAAUAUCAAAAACGCUGAAUCCUCAUAAAAUCCUUAAAUAAUUCGAGGAAAACCACCACUCAAUUGAACUCCGUUAUAAACAUGCAAGAAAACCUGGUGAACCUUGCAGUUGAAUCCAAAGAGGAUUCUCGUCUACGUUUUAAUGCUUCAUAAAAGCUGUGCGAUAACUGGUUAGGCAAUGCUUUUUCAUGUAGACAUGUCCCAAUUAAGUAAUGAUGGGUAACCCAGUCUUUCUCUAAAAAACAUAGUAUUCUUGAAAGUACAGGUUUAGCCUUGUAUUUCAAGAGAAUCCCCUUGUUACAAAAGCGAGCUAGUUGAGAACUCGGAAACGGCCUAUUUGUACACUGCAGUAUUAAUCUAGAGAAUUUUCCGGCAAUGAUCUGUUGCUAAAAUUGACUAAAUCUAUUGCUUAUGUCGAUUUUUCCAGAUCUCGUUUAUUUAGGCUUCUCAAGUUUGACAGAUUAGCUGAUACAAGUUGUAAAUCGCCUUUGGACGAAACAGUGGCUUGUAAUUCGCGAAACGAUGGUUACUUUCAACUAACGCAAGAUGAAGUGAGUAAAAAAUAGUAUUUAAACUUCUAUCAAUAAAUAUCAAGUUAUUGUCAGCAGUUUAACUACUAACAAUGUUCAAACCAAAUUCAAAGAAAAAAAUCUACCAAAUUAGCCUGAGAAAACUCGCCGACAUUUCGCGACGCGACCACUGGUUUCCCUGUGAAAUGACGUCUAAGAAACGAGCGUAGAAAUCAUCCCCAUACUGAUGACGUGUCACUACCCAGAUAUGGGUGGUGCUUCUAAUUGGCUAAAAAUUUUCUUCAACCAAUCAGAAGCACUACCCAGAUCUAGGUAGUGACGCGUCAUCAGUAUGGAACUUCUGAGCUCGCUUCUCAGGCGUCAUUUGGCGGGGAAACCACUGGUAGCGUCGCCAAAUGUCGGCUGUUUUGUCAGGCUACUACCAAAUUUAAGUGUGCACAAAAAAAAAAAGACAGAUGAAAAACAAAUGGUACCAUGUGAAAGUACUGCUGAACACUUUUCUUUUAAAAGGCCACAAUGCCGUCCACGGAAUCCAAAGACAGAACAACGUCUUGUAUAGCGAUACUCAUGCUAACAUCAACUAUUGAUAUUACAUGAAAUAUACUAACCAGAAGCGCACUGGCGUUGCUUUCUGGAUUUUCUUGGCAUAAGCUAAAGCUAAAAAAGAAAAAUUUUUUUAGAACGUGUGCAAUUUUCACAAUUCUAGUUUUUUUCCUCUCGAGUCUUGUUGCAAAUACAUAGUUGACGUAGUAAAGAUAAUCUAUAUUUACUUAUUUCAUAAUGUUUAGCUGUGACCAAAUAACUGAUUAUUCAUCCAAUUAUUGAUUCACAGGAGACAGAGCUUUCCUUGCGAUCUGCUGCAUGCAAACCGUGUUUCCCUGGCAACCGCGAUAACUCUUGCGAGACACCUUGUCCAAAACAACAACCCACACCAAACAAGAAAGCAUAGGACUGGACUACUGCGUAUGGACAAAAGAUUUAACCUCUCCUGUCGGGGAAUUCUCAAAGACAAAACCCUGAUUUCACUAUCUAACUCGAAUUUCCAAAUUUAAAAAACACGGAUUCUUGUAUACCUAUUCCUAUGUUUUAGAUAAUUGAAACUGG
This is a messenger RNA of Porites lobata, 9005 nucleotides long. Lineage: Eukaryota; Metazoa; Cnidaria; Anthozoa; Scleractinia; Poritidae. The record is from the annotation of a GenBank genome assembly.